Molecule: messenger RNA, 2383 nt
Organism: Aaosphaeria arxii CBS 175.79
Lineage: Eukaryota; Fungi; Ascomycota; Dothideomycetes; Pleosporales
Product: RING-10 protein
Exons: 2
Coding region: 109-2205 (698 amino acids)
Biological process (GO): Ras protein signal transduction; protein ubiquitination
Cellular component (GO): cytoplasm
Molecular function (GO): ubiquitin protein ligase activity; zinc ion binding
Source: RefSeq, a predicted model, not a curated record
GCCAUCUAACAUAAUCGCGAGACCUCAGUUCCAACCAUUCGCUCUCUUCUCUUACGUUAACGUAGACUUCAUGUCCGUUGAGAUGCGCAAACUACUAUAUCUCUCGUGAUGCCCGCCUAUUACUUCCACAUUACUUUCGAACUCUACCCAUCGAGGUCUUCCCCAGAAACGACGUACACCCCACCUCCACAAACCGACAUCUUCACCUCCAGUCUUCCCUCACACGGCUCGUCACCCUGGGGCAUACCUACUCCCAGCUCGGCAAAGUCCAGUUUCUCCAAAUCUCCCGUCUCAAGCAGCGACGUGAACCGCCUCACUCGUGCCCGCGAACGACCGCCAGCUCCCCGUCGCUUCAGUCAUCGUGCUCAACAAACCUUCCCCGAGCUUCACGACAGCCCCGUACCGAUCGUUAAGCCCCCGAAGAGACCGGCACACAGGCGGACGCAAAGCUUUGCCCCCAGAGAUUGGCGCUUCGACACCAUCUCCAUCCAGAGCAUCGACAUGAAUCCCAGUCCAAGCGAGGAAGGCACCAUCCGGGCGCUCAAGCAACCUUCACAUGCAACGAGCUCCGGGGGACUAGCUACCAAGGGCAAAUUCAUACCUUCGGACCUCAAGGACACAGAAGUGGGAUGGGGUGUUGUUCAUCUGUAUAGAGAGGGAGAGGAGACACCCGGUCUAUACGAUGAGGUCAAGGAUGGCGCUUUCAACGAAGAGGACUGCACAACAUUAUGCAUACUUGCGGUGCCAUCGUACAUGACACCCUCAGACUUGCUAGGUUUCAUGGGAGAGCAGACGAGGGAGCACGUCACUCAUUUCCGUCUGGUGCGGACGAGUAGAGCGAACAAGUAUAUGGUCUUGAUGAAGUUCCGGGAAGCUAAGAAGGCGCGAGAGUGGCGGAAAGAGUGGAAUGGCAAAACAUUUAAUAGCAUGGAGCCUGAAUACUGCCAUGUCGUCUUCGUCAAGUCUAUAAGCUUCCAAACAUCAUCGGAUGGCACCAACCACGACCCAUCCUCAUAUCCGGACCUCACCAACGAUCCAUUCACGCCUGCUUCUACCAAAGAGCCCACUGCUCCCCUCCCAUCGACAGUCGACUCACACUCCCUGACCACGAAACCCUUCGCACCGCCGACCCCUUCGCUCGUCGAGCUGCCAACAUGCCCCGUCUGCCUCGAACGCAUGGACGAAACCACCGGGCUGCUCACAAUCCUCUGCCAACACGUCUUCCACUGCGCAUGCCUCGAGAAGUGGCGGGGAUCAGGCUGUCCCGUCUGCCGAUACACACAAAACGACGCGUUCGCGAGCCUACGCGACGGCGACACCCCAGACAAUGAAUGCAGCGUGUGCGGCUCGACCGCCAACCUCUGGAUCUGCCUCAUCUGCGGCAACAUCGGCUGCGGACGCUACGACUCGGCGCACGCCUUCGCACACUACGAAGCCACCUCGCACACGUACGCCAUGGACGUCGUCAGCCAGCACGUCUGGGACUACGCGGGCGACGGCUACGUGCACCGACUCAUCCAGAACAAAUCCGACGGUAAGCUCGUCGACCUUCCCGCCUCCCACACCUCGACCACGUACGCCCCGUCCAGCAUGACCGGCUACUCCAACGACACGGUGCCGCGGGAGAAACUCGACAACAUGGGCAUGGAGUACGCCUACCUCCUGACCUCGCAGCUCGAGUCGCAGCGCGCCUACUUCGAAGAGCAAGUCGAGCGCGCCGCCGACAAGGCCGCAAAAGCCGCUUCCUCCGCCGACGACGCCAACCGCGCGGCUGCCUCCCUCUCCGCGUCCCUCGCACGCCUCGAAUCCCGCCACGCUGACGCGCAGGCCAGCAUCGCGGCGCUCGAGCGCGACAACACACGCAACGCGGCGCGCGCGGCUUCCGCACAGGACCUCGCCCGCAGCCUGACGAAGCAGUUCAAAGAAGAGCAGACGAUCAACGAGGCCCUGAUGACGAGGAUCGCGUUCCUAGAGGGGAAAGUCAAGGACGCGGAUGACAGGGCGAAAGCGGCCGAGGAGCAGAAAAGGGACCUCGAGGAGCAGAAUCGAGAUCUGAGUUUCUUUAUAUCGGGGCAGGAGAAGUUGAAGGAAAUGCAGGGGAACGAGGUGUUGGGACUGCAGGAGGGGGAGGUCGAGGCUGCGUCGGUGGAGGUUGGGGAGAAAGGGACUGGGAGGAGGAAGGGGAAGGGGAAGAAGAAGAACUGAGGUGAAGUACUUGUUCAUUCAUUCUCCUCGUAGGAUUUGAUAGUAUUCAUUUCUCUCAGUCUUUUCCUUGUAGCGAACAGACGGACGGACGGGCAAAAAAGGAGUUCCUUUGCGAUUUUUACGAUACCCCCUUGGUUCCCCCCCCCCACUUAGUUAUAGAGAGUGAAAAAGAGUGCCC